UGCGCUUUGAAGAGGCGAGGAGCAGCCGCUCGAAGCCGGUCCCAACGAGCAAGGGCGCUACGGCCUCCCGACCCCUUUUCCAGAGGUGAACGCCGGGAGCCAGGAGCCCGGGCACCUGGGUCUGCGAGGCGCGGGGCGCCCCGACUGCCUGCCUCCCCGCCAUUCGCGCGCCCCCAAGCUCAGCGUGCGAGGCCCCGGUCCCCCGCAGCAGCCGCCGCGCCAUGCUCCACCUUAGCGAGUUUUCUGGCCCCGACACGCUUCUGCUCAAGUCCGCCGACGAGGGCUGUUGCUCGGAACCCAGCACCGAAUUGCCCCGGCUGCCCGUCAGGGACACGGCCGCUGGCUACCCAGGAGCAGGCGACUUCUUGAGCUGGGCUUUGAGCAGCUGCAGCGCCGGGGGGGAUUUAGCCGACUCCUGCUUCCUGGAGGGGCCUGCGCCCACACCCCCUCCCAGCCUCAGCUACAGCGGUAGCUUCUUCAUCCAGGCAGUGCCCGAACACCCGCACGACCCUGAGUCACUCUUCAACCUCAUGUCGGGCAUCCUGGGCCUGGCACCUUUCCCCGGCCCUGAUGUGGCAGCAUCCCGGUCUCCGCUGGACGCUUUUCCCUCGGUCCCCGACGCCUUUCUGGCGGGUCCGCCGGACCUUUACUCCCCGGACGUGGGCGCUGCCGCCUUCACAGAGGCGUUCUGGGAGGCCUCGCCCUCGGCUGGCACCCCUUCGCAGUGCCUGUAUGAGCCUCAGCUCUCCCCACCCGACGUCAAGCCAGGCCGCCGGGCUCCUCCGGCCUCUCCAGCGCUGGACACUGCCUCGGCCUUCAAAGGUCCCUAUGCUCCCUGGGAGCUGCUUUCAGCCGGGGCCCCGGGGAGCUGUGGGUCCCAGGGAGGCUACCAGGCGCCCUCCGAGGCCCGUUUCCCCCCGAUGGGGACCAAGAUUGAGGAUCUGCUGUCCAUCAGUUGCCCCGCGGAGCUGCCGAUCGACUCGGCCAACAGACCCUACCCCACGGGGGCCUACGACGCGUUCCCGCUGGCCUUAGGAAACUUGGGGGAGGGGGCCGAGGGCCUCCCGGGGCUCCUGACCCCUCCUAGCGGGGAGGGGGGGAGUAGUGGCGACGGCGGAGAGUUUCUGGCCGGCACGCAGCCUCAGCUUUCCCCGCUGGGCCUCCGCAGCGCCGCGGCGGACUUCCCGAAACCCCUGGUGGUGGACAUCCCUGGGAGCAGCGGCGUGCCUGAGCCUCCAGGGCCGCCGGCCCCUUUCUCCCCAGCUAAGGCGCGGCGCAAGGGGCGCCGGGGCGGCAAGUGCAGCGCACGCUGCUUCUGCCCGCGGCCGCACGCCAAGGCCUUCGCCUGCCCGGUGGAGAGCUGUGUGCGCAGCUUUGCGCGUUCCGACGAGCUCAACCGCCACCUGCGCAUCCACACGGGCCACAAGCCCUUCCAGUGCCGCAUCUGCCUCCGCAACUUCAGCCGCAGCGACCACCUUACCACACACGUGCGCACCCACACGGGCGAGAAGCCCUUCGCCUGCGACGUGUGCGGCCGCCGCUUCGCGCGCAGUGAUGAGAAGAAGCGGCACAGCAAGGUGCACCUCAAGCAGAAGGCGCGUGCAGAGGAGCGGCUCAAGGGCCUUGGCUUUUACUCGUUGGGCCUCUCCUUCGCCGCCCUGUGAGGGAGAAGUAAGUUUGUAGGUUGGGGCGCCACCGCGCCGCGCGCCGAGGAAGACCUGGCCCGCCCCUUUCCCGGCACGCCCCGGGGCAGGCCUCCGACCCGGCUUGAAGCGCCCCCCACCAGUGCUCCGUUUAGCACCGGCACCGUGGACAGCUCCCGCCGUCCAGGAUCGUCUUCUCGUCUGCCGCGCUUGGGGGAAGUCAUUUCCUUGGGACUCAAGGGUGUUUUGUACCUGGCGCACGCCCUACGCCGUCCCAUAACCCCCCUGUCGUCCCGCAAAGACAGGCUGGGGUAGCGCCGAGCCGGUCUCGAGCGGUAUUUUGUACAGUAAUGUUUCCAGCAGCAAUUGGAUGUAACGUUUUGCUUUGGGGCUCUUUCCUGUUUGUUGUUCAUUUUUGUAAAGCAGACGCUACUCUCAAGCAUUUGCAAAACUGUUUAUUUUUGCAAUUAAAAGCAUUGUGCUAAAAGCUU
Messenger RNA from Eptesicus fuscus (big brown bat), 2134 nucleotides. RefSeq names its product early growth response 4 (gene EGR4). The record is from RefSeq and is a predicted model, not a curated record. Lineage: Eukaryota; Metazoa; Chordata; Mammalia; Chiroptera; Vespertilionidae. The transcript is spliced from 2 exons. The coding region runs from base 222 to 1664 and encodes 480 amino acids. Gene Ontology annotation, biological process: regulation of transcription by RNA polymerase II. Gene Ontology annotation, molecular function: DNA-binding transcription factor activity, RNA polymerase II-specific; RNA polymerase II cis-regulatory region sequence-specific DNA binding.